Danaus chrysippus (African queen) is the source of this 321-nucleotide messenger RNA. The record is from the annotation of a GenBank genome assembly. Lineage: Eukaryota; Metazoa; Arthropoda; Insecta; Lepidoptera; Nymphalidae.
AUGCCAGUUAUGGGCGAAAUAAAAAGCGAGUCACAUAUUCAUAUUUUUAUAUUUUGUAGGUCCAAAGUUACCUUCAAGAUUACUUUGACAUCAGAUCCCAAACUGCCUUUCAAAGUUCUGAGCGUCCCCGAGGCGACGCCAUUUACGGCAGUGUUAAAAUUCGCGGCGGAGGAGUUUCGCGUGGACCCCGCUACUAGCGCCAUCAUCACAGAUGAUGGUAUAGGAAUAAACCCACAACAAACAGCCGGGAAUGUGUUUCUAAAGCACGGAUCUGAGUUGAGAUUGAUCCCGAGGGACAGAGUUGGAUGUUACACUACAUAG